AUGGAUAAUAUUUUGAUAUUUGUUCACCACAAGGGAGAAUGGAAUCAAAACAUAGAGUAUGUUGAUUUUGAACCGAUGGGAAUUUUAGUCCGACAAGAUUGUGAUUAUAAAAGUUUACUGGAAAUAUUGUCACAGCAACUCAAUAUCAACCAUAUGUCAACUUGCCUGGAGAUCAAGUAUCAAGUGAAAGAUAAUUACCCACCAAUAAGAAUAACAGACAAUGGAAAUCUAUCAUUCUACUUGGAAUUGAAGAAGAAAGCAGCCGACUGUAUGAUGUACCCGUUGUGUAUUUCAUUCAAGUCAUACGAAAAAGAAAUGGCAUUCUUUGAGUCAACUUUCAAUAUAUCAAAUGCGGACAUACAAUCAGGACAGCAAUCUGCAAAUGCAUCGAAAUCGACAUAUGAAGUUGAUACAACAAGUGAAAAACAGAGAGAAACUAUAUCAGAUGUGAUAAAUUAUGCUAAAUUUUUAACCGGCAGGUUCGAAAAUGAUGAAGAUGAAGCGGAAAGCAGCUUUAUAGGUGAAAGUGUGAUAACAGACCCUAAACAUGGAGAAAUCAGAGAAGGACAGUAUUACAAAAACAAAUACGUUUUGAAAUCAGUUUUGAGCUUUUAUGCAAUCAACAACCACUUCCAGUUCAAGGUACGAAGAUCAUGUGAUAGACAAUAUUUCUUGAGUUGUUGUGAUCCGGAUUGCUCAUGGAAACUUAAUGCUUCGAGAAAAGGAAAAACACAGAUUUUUAUCAUUCGAAAACUCAAUAUCAACCAUAAUUGCUCAAUGUAUGUGAGAACAAGUGAUCAGAGGCAGGCGACAUCAAAUGUGAUUGGACAAUUCAUCAAAUCAAAGUACAUAAACCUCAAAACUGUGUACAAGCCGGCUGAUAUUUUGAGGGACAUGAAAGAUGAUUAUGGAAUAAAAAUGAACUACUCCAAAGCCUACAGAUCGAAAGCCGUAGCUCAAGAAAUGGUGAGAGGAAAAGCAGAUGAGUCUUUUUCAUUACUACCGAGCUACUUGUACAUGCUAAUGGUUACAAAUCCGGGUUCUUUUGUCAAAUUGGAAGUAAAUGAUGAUGACAGUUUCCUUUAUGUUUUUAUGGCGUUGAAUGCAUCGAUAAAAGGAUGGCAGUUUUGCAUUCCCGUAUUUGCUGUUGACGGUACUUUCCUUACUUCAGCCUAUGGUGGUACGCUUUUAACAGCGUGUGCACAAGAUGGAAAUGGUAAGAUCUUUCCUCUAGCUUUUUGCGUAGUUGAUUCUGAAAACGAUGCAUCAUGGGAAUGGUUUAUGAGAAGGAUUAGAGAUGCGUUUCAAAUGCAAAGAGACAUGUGUAUUGUCUCCGAUCGACAUGAAAGCAUAAAGAACGCAGCCGCUGCUGUGUUUCCAGAAGCUACUCAUGCUUUGUGCACAUUCCAUUUGUACAACAACAUUAAAAAAAACUUCAAGAAGUCAUCAAAAGAGCUACGCGAAGCAUUUUAUGGUGCCGCAAAAGCUUACACGAAAGAGGCAUUUGACUACUACAUGAAGGAACUUGACAGUAUGUGUAGAGGUUUAAAGACUUACCUGGAAUCUGUUAAAUAUAAAAAGUGGGCGCGAGCACAUUGCGAAAACAACAGGUACAAAGUCAUGACAACUAAUAUUGCAGAAUCAAUGAAUUCCAGAAUAAGGGCUGGAAAAGAUCUCCCCGUCACUACCUUACUUGAGUACCUACGAACAAUGGUGCAAGAAUGGAGCUACGCAAACAGACAUUUGGCGAGAUCAACUUUCACAGCCCUAUCAAAAAGAGCAGAAGAUAUCUUGAAUGAAAAUUACAUUAACUCACUGAAAUUAGUGGUUUCAAAUUCAAAUGACAACAUAAAGACAGUGUUUCAACAUACAACAAAGUUCAUUGUAGACCUCAAAGAAAGAACAUGCACAUGUAGAAGGUUCCAAAUUGACGACAUUCCUUGCCCACAUGCAAUGGCAAUACUCAAAGAAAUGAAUCAAGAUCCUUACAAAUUUUGUUCUGAUUAUUUCACAAAAGAAACAAUAUUGAAGACAUAUGAGGAAACAGUUUAUCCGGUGGAAGACCAAAAUACGUGGAAUGUGCCGGAAGAAGUGGCUCAAAAGAUUGUAACUACACCACAUGGAAGAACAAAGUCAGGAAGGCCUAGAAAGCAGAGAAUUAAAAGUCGUAAUGAAACUAGAGGUCAUAGCAAGUGUAGCAGGUGUCAAAAGUAUGGGCACAAUGUGAAGACAUGCAAAAAUAUGCCUACAAAAAAUUAA
Molecule: messenger RNA, 2259 nt
Organism: Mercurialis annua (annual mercury)
Lineage: Eukaryota; Viridiplantae; Streptophyta; Magnoliopsida; Malpighiales; Euphorbiaceae
Exons: 2
Coding region: 1-2259 (752 amino acids)
Molecular function (GO): zinc ion binding
Source: RefSeq, a predicted model, not a curated record